AUGGCAACGAACAGUCAAAUUAAGCCCAAUUCCUCGGGGAAAGUAGUGGAAUACUCAGAAGUAUUAUUUAAUACAAUAAAUCAUGUGCUCAUCGGAUAUGUUACUAUUUACUGGUCAUAUAUUUCCUACAUGAAUGGAUUCGGAGAAAUAUUCUCGUGGCAUAUGCUGCUGUGUACGAGUGGUUACCACUUCUUCAUGGCGGAAUCAUUUCUCACCCUCUACUCAGCCAAUUCUUGGACCGCGAUGAAUUCAGCCGAGACGAAACGAAUUUUGCAUUGGGCUCUACAGGCUAUUGGAUUUGUGGCAAUUUUCGUUGGAACAGGACUUGAGUACUAUAAAAAAGAUGGAAAGCACUCGCACUUCGGAUCUCCCCAUGGAGUAACUGGUCUAAUCUCGAUUGUGUUCAUCGUGUUAUCAAUGCUGAAUGGAGUAGUCGGUUUGUACGCGAUGAAAAUUAAGCACCUCAUUAAGCCGGUUUAUAUCAAACUGGGACACUACCUAACCGGAAUAGUGGCGUUUGUUAUAGGUAUGGUGUCACUACUGCUGGAGUACUUACCAAGGCGGGUGGGGUCAGUUGAGAAUAGAAAUAUGUUGUUUUCCUUCUCAGUCAUUGUUAUUGCGUUGUCAUUGAUUGGAGCCUUCAGAACGAUAUAUGGUCAGUUUAGAGGGAUGUGCCGCUAA
Messenger RNA from Toxorhynchites rutilus septentrionalis, 681 nucleotides. RefSeq lists its product as uncharacterized. Lineage: Eukaryota; Metazoa; Arthropoda; Insecta; Diptera; Culicidae. The transcript has 4 exons. Gene Ontology annotation, molecular function: transmembrane monodehydroascorbate reductase activity. The coding region runs from base 1 to 681 and encodes 226 amino acids. The record is from RefSeq and is a predicted model, not a curated record.